This is a messenger RNA of Parastagonospora nodorum SN15, 300 nucleotides long. RefSeq lists its product as hypothetical. The coding region runs from base 1 to 300 and encodes 99 amino acids. Lineage: Eukaryota; Fungi; Ascomycota; Dothideomycetes; Pleosporales; Phaeosphaeriaceae. The record is from RefSeq and is a predicted model, not a curated record. The transcript is spliced from 2 exons.
AUGGCGCAGGAACAACAGGAACAACAAGAAUCCCCCCUCCACCUUGCUGAAAUCCUCUCCGACCUCGUCUCUUUACGAGUCUGCGACCCAUCCGCCGCCCUAGCCCUCGUCUCCGCGCGCCCCAACACCUCCACCCACACAGAGACGCAGAAAAACGCAGAAGAAGACGACGUCGAGUUAGGCCGGGCGAAGGAGUUGCUCAAGUUGCAUUACGAUGUCAAGGAGAGGCAUAAGAGAGGGGAUUUAGCCAGGGGGCUGGAGGAGGCGAGGCGCGAGGUGGGGAGGGUUGUUGGCGGGUGA